AUGUCGGGAAUGCACUCCACCUUCUCCAGCUCUGUCACCGGCGACAAACGCCACAGCCACGCCCUACUCUCCGCCCUCCAGCAGGGUUCCACCACCAGCACCGGCAGCAAUGCUACCGCCGGCUCUGACACCGCCUCGGUCUCGAGCUUCGGCAGCUCCGUCUCCCUACUCAAGGGCACGUCCCACGGCCACUCGAGCGCCGCGUCUUCAUCCCGCUCCGGCUCAAAAAAGUCUCCGUCUCUCGUGGCUCGUCAACGGGCCGCCGAGGACGCAAAGACGCAGGCCGCGAAGGCGGAGUCCUUCUCCAUGACUGGUCCCGUCCGCAACGACUUGUGA
Molecule: messenger RNA, 336 nt
Organism: Colletotrichum graminicola M1.001
Lineage: Eukaryota; Fungi; Ascomycota; Sordariomycetes; Glomerellales; Glomerellaceae
Exons: 1
Coding region: 1-336 (111 amino acids)
Source: RefSeq, a predicted model, not a curated record